Messenger RNA from Limulus polyphemus (Atlantic horseshoe crab), 1106 nucleotides. RefSeq names its product rho GTPase-activating protein 29-like. The record is from RefSeq and is a predicted model, not a curated record. NCBI's taxonomy places the organism in Eukaryota, Metazoa, Arthropoda, Merostomata, Xiphosura, Limulidae. The coding region runs from base 744 to 1091 and encodes 115 amino acids. The transcript has 4 exons.
CGCAGGCGGGAAUAAGCAUAUCUCAAGGUCUCUCCAAGAGCAUAGUUGACUUCUCAGUUUUGGAUUCUUGGUAAAACCACAAUUUAACCCUGAAGUAUACAAGUAACGUUAGUCGAAGUGGUCGUUUGUUUGUAACAUCCAGACAUGUAAAAAUAAGCUUUUGACAGUCCAGAACCGAAUAUCGAAGUUCGUUAAUUAGUUAGUAUCGGAAUAUCGAACUCUUUUGAGUUUAAAUUUCGAUUCGAGUCGAAAACUUUUAGGAGUUUACGUUUGUGAUUUAUUUUGUAAUUAACGUAAAUAUGUGAUUAAAUCCUUCAAAUUUGGAAUCUCGAAGUUAUAUUAUUGGGAAGACUUAGAUAUCAGAUAAAGACCGGAAUCGGACAUAAUACGAAAACAAACAGUGCUGAGCGCGCGUUUCUUCAGCAACGGGUCUCGAACCAUAAAUCUAGUGCAGUAGUGAUAGAUACGUCUGUGUAAGUCGGUUAACUUUUUAAAUACGUUCAGUGUUAAUAAUGAGAUGAAGAUGACGAGUCAAGUGUUCUUGUGAUUCGUAUUAUUUCACACAUGCUGACUUCACCGUCAAUCACGAGUCUGAGUAUUUUCUGAAUGAAUACUGCAGGAAUCACUUAGCGUUCCUUAGAAGUCCUCAUUACCUUAAGAAAUGAUAUGGUGAAACAUAAACCAUCCAAUUUAAGGGAGACUUAUCAGUUACUUCAAACCUACAACAAACUGUAACCUAAAUAAUGAAGUUUUGUAUUUAUCCCAUAAUGCCAUCCUGCUUACCGAUGGAAUACAGUGAUGGAGUUUCGGACUACAUCAUGGGUGAUUUAGAUUCUCGGCAAUCUCAAAAAGACGAGUCGUCCGAAAAUCUUUUGUCCUCUGGUGGUGUUUCUAAUCAAGUGUACUCACAAGAAAAAGGACCAAAAUCUCCAGUCCUUUCACCCGAGGAUAUCGACCUCAAACUUCUGGCCACCGAGGAUGGAGUGUCGCACGCUUUACGGCGAGCGAAGCUAUGGUCGAAGUACGCAAAAGAUGUUGUUUGUUAUGUGGAAAAAAAGACUAGUCUAGGUCAGUAUCUGUCUUGGGAUUAAAUAAACCAUGUAUAU